Zingiber officinale is the source of this 1529-nucleotide messenger RNA. RefSeq lists its product as uncharacterized. The record is from RefSeq and is a predicted model, not a curated record. The annotation marks the transcript as partial. NCBI's taxonomy places the organism in Eukaryota, Viridiplantae, Streptophyta, Magnoliopsida, Zingiberales, Zingiberaceae. The transcript has 4 exons.
GCCGCACCCUCUCUUUAUUCCCUCUGCUUCCCAAAUCUCUCCCACGACUCGAGCUCCCAGCGCGAUCGCUUCUACUAAAACUCCAUCGAACGCCCUCCCUAGCCUCCAAUUUGGUCCGCAUCUCGAGCAUGGGCGAGGAAGGCCCCGCCACGAGUGGCGAUCCUGAGACCAGGAAGAGGGCGAGGGAGGAGGGAGAUUUGAAGCGGGUGGCGGAGAUCGUGAUGGUUUUGUCUGCCAUGGGACAGUUGCGCGGCGGGAAGGAGCCUACGGCGGCCGAGAAGGCGCUGGUGGCCGAGGCGAGGGAGAGGCUAGUGAUGAUCUGCGAGGCCAUCAGGCCGAAGGAGCUAUUCUCAACGGAGGCCGUCAGGGUCGUGGCGGAUGAUCUCGGGCUGAGCAGGUCCAAGGAUCCUGGUCUGGGAUUCCGGCCGCCUAAGAUGUCGAUUGCAGAGAAGUUGUUGCUGACCAAGAAAAAGAUGGAUGAAUCCAAGGAAACAAGUGUGCAUUCAACCGUUCUUCCACCUCAACAAUUUCCAUUAGGCUUUGGUGUAAAAUCUGAUUCUUGUGGCACGUUGGCUCAUGAUGCUGGAGGGUUUCAUUCACCUAUAUCUCGUGUUCCUGUGCUAGCUUGUGCUGCUUCUCCUUUGAAGCAACUGCAUGUUAGUAAUGUGCAGUCUGGUGUUAAUAACAUAAAGCAUUCAUCUGGUCCACUUGAUAAGGGUUGGCCUGCAGCGCAUACUGGAUUAAAUGUUAGAUCCAGUGGGCCAUCUUAUGUAACACAAGAUCAAGUUGAAAAUUUACCAAAGAAAAGUUCAACCAUCUCUUCCAUGCAAUCAUCUUCUGUUGCUGCUGUUGCAAGGUUUGGCCAACCAACCAAAUGGUUGGAUCAUAGUUCAAUUAAGUCUGAGGGAGCUGCUGGUGUAAAUGCAGUCCAAGCUUCCCAUCAGAUGAAAAAUCAGGAUAUCAAGUCCUCUGUAAUCCAAGCAGGACAAGGAGGCCUGCAUAUUCCACAUCAGCCUCCUCAAGGUGUGGCGUUCAUUCACACACCUGCUCUUUAUACAAAUCAUAAUGACAUUGCUACAAGCGUGCAGAAGAUUUUGCAACCAAAGGUUCCAGAUCAUCCAAGUUGGACGCCUCCAUCAAGUGAGUACAUGAAUGCUCCUCUAAAUUGCCAAAUAUGCAACAACGUGAUUGCAGACAUAGAAAGUCUGCUUGUGUGUGAUGCUUGUGAGAAAGGAAACCAUUUGAAAUGUCUUCAAUCUUACGGUAGCAGAGCCGUCUCCAAGGCAGAAUGGCACUGCCCAAACUGCUUGGCAUCAAGCAAUGGAAAGCCCUUGCCCCCCAAAUAUGGGAAGGUUACACGAGCUCCUGUUCCAGCACAAAAAGUUGCUCCCAAUUCUGCUGCUUCUAAGAAAACAGAAGAUUCAGGCCCUAAGGUUAGUCAACUGAAAGCAAUAGCUAAUGGGAAUUCUGAUGUGUCUCAAAAUUCAAGUUCUGCAAAUGAGGGUGGCAGCCAUUAUGAUUCAAUGGCA